This is a messenger RNA of Notothenia coriiceps (black rockcod), 3960 nucleotides long. Its product is annotated as sperm flagellar protein 2. The record is from RefSeq and is a predicted model, not a curated record. Gene Ontology annotation, cellular component: manchette; sperm midpiece. Gene Ontology annotation, biological process: sperm axoneme assembly. The coding region runs from base 130 to 3960 and encodes 1276 amino acids. The transcript has 30 exons. NCBI's taxonomy places the organism in Eukaryota, Metazoa, Chordata, Actinopteri, Perciformes, Nototheniidae. Gene Ontology annotation, molecular function: protein binding.
AAUGCCCCCUUGCCUUGGGAUAUCCUCGGCUGUUUUUCAACAGUUAUUAUCGAGCUCCUACGAUUAACUUCAACCAUGUCCAUUAUUAUGCAGUAGUAUAUAGUCUGGGUUUUAAUUAAAAGACAUAAGAUGACGGAUAUUUUGUGCAGGUGGCUGAACGAGGAACUAAAGCUGUCAAAAGCGAUUGAGCCAAAGACCUUUGCCAAGGAUUUCUCCAGUGGCUACCUAAUUGGGGAAGUUCUUCAUAAAUAUCAGAUGCAAAAUGAUUUCAGUAUGUUUAUGAAAAAAGACACCCCCAUCUCCAGAAUGAAUAAUUUCAACCGCCUUGAGCCCACACUCAAGUUACUUGGGAUCUCCUUCAACCUGAACACAGCUCAGGACCUGAUGCAGGAGAAGCAGGGUGUUGCCACACGCCUCCUCUACCAGCUCUAUGUCACCCUUGAAAAGAAGAAGAAAGGAGACAUCAGUGGCACAUUGAUGGAAAUCAUGCAACCCGCAGCCAAAGCAGGCUCGCACAAAAAGGAGCAUGAAAUCUACUCUGAUCGACUGCAUCAAGUGGUAAAGCGUGAUGCAGAUCAAAAGCUACAGAAAAUUUCGCAGCACUAUGAAGAGAAGUACCAGCCAAUGGACGACAGGUUUGAGAUGACCCGUCCCAUCCAGCAACAGAGACCACUCAGAGUCCAGGAUGAGAAGAGAAUGAACAACAGUGAGAAGUUGCUGGUGUCUCGUGAGAAGCAAAAACGCAUCAUUACUUGUAACCUGGCCGCUACUGUCCAGGUGCCCAAGCCACCUCCCUACACUUCACAGCUCAACCUUAAAAGAAGGCAACAACAGCAUCAACGCCAUGAACAAGAAGCGCAGACUGUCAAGACUGAAAUAGCCCAGUUCGAGACAAGGAAGAAAUUGCUUACUUAUGCUGUUCCUUCCUCUUCAAGUGGUCAGCCUGUCCCUAGAGAUGUUGUUCCUGGUGAAAGCAGCCAGGGCUGUGAGGUCCCUGAAAGUGGAACUAAGCUGACCUUACAAUCUAAUAGCAAGUAUAUACAGAAUAUCCGACAGAGGCUUGAGGAAAGUGCUGGAGCUCGGGAAAAGAGAGAGAAAAGACGGGACAGAUUCCUGGUGGAGCAGCUCAAGGCCCAUGAAGCUCAAGAGGAUGCCCGGCGAGAUGAGCAGCUGGUGAAGCGUCUGACACGUCAGACCCAGCAGGAGCACCGUUUGGCAACUCAGCUUCUGCAGAUACGUAUGCAGAAGGAUGUGAUACGGGAGAACCGCCUGUUCAGAGAGCAGCAGUACCAGCAGCGGAGAGAGAAGGACUUCCUGGAAGCUCUGGAGAGGGAGGCGGCUUUGGCUCAGCAGGCUAAAUUGGACCGUGCCGAAGAUAUCCUAAAGGAGCGUGAAUUCUGUAAGAGGAAUGCUGCUGAGCGAGCUCAGAGCAGAUACAAGAAGCACUUUAAGAGCUGCAAGGACAUUUUGGAGCAGAUAGUGGACUUGACCACCAAGGUUGGAGAAUACCGACAGCUCACUGAGAAUCAGAUCCCAGAGAAGUCCAUGAGAGAGUGGAAAGAACUGCUGUUCAAUGGUCUGCCUCUCUAUGAGCCGAUACACUGCCAGCAGCCAGAGAUUGAGUUCCCUCCCCCACUAGAUCCUGUCGAGCUUGAGAAGCAGGAGAUACUGAACAACCAGGACUAUGAUGAAUACACUAACAUGGUAGAUGAGUGGGCAUGGCCAGAGGAAGCAGGGGAGACCAAACUACCCCUGACCAACAACAACAUUCUUGGACACGUUGUCCUACGACUGAGGAACAUGGUUUAUCAACCCAUCACUAAACCCUCCUUACCCUCAUUUCCUCACUUUACCUUUAAGGCCUGUGUCCUGGGAAAGCUUUGCUCUGGCAAGACCACCUGCCUGGCCAAGUUGGCUGAAGCCCAUGGCAUCAAUAUUUUAUCAGCGGACACGCUCAUUGAAGAGGCGCUGGAUGCUAACCGAAAUGGAGAACAGGUACGGCUCACAGAAGAGCAGGAAGAGAAAGGCAAUGAGCACUUGCUCACAUCCUGCACAUCACUGGAGCCUGACCUUGAAACUGAAGAGACAAGUAGAAAGAGCACCUUAAGACUGUCUACCCGGGCCAAGCAGGGAGCGGCUGCAGACAAAGAGCUGAGGGAAGGCAACCCCAUCCCUUAUGAUCUGGUAGUGGACAUCAUAGUAGAGGCUAUCAGGCAGGUUCCAGCUCAGUCAGGAUGGAUCCUGGAUGGCUUUCCAUUGGACAUCAGCCAGGCCUUCCUGCUAGAGAGAGCCCUGGGUGGGUGUGUAGAUGAAGGGAAUUGUGUUGUGAACAGCAGGACAGACCUUGCUGCUGAUCCUAAUCCACCCGAACCUCCAACACCCCCACCUCCUGUACUGGACCUGGCUCUGCUGCUGGACAUCCCUGAGGAGUGUGUGAUCAGACGAGCUUUCAGUCAUACAGAUCAAGAUAGUGCCUGUCCCAAAGACAAGACCUUGUAUCUGGCACAGAUUCCUCACAGAAUUGCAGGUUUUGAAGACACCUGGCCCAAACUAGAGGAUUGGUUUGGUGAAAAGCAAAGCAUUCUGGUCCGUAUUGAUGCAGAUGUGGACGAAGAGGAGCUUUACAAAAGGAUGGAGUCUGUCCUGCAGCAAGUUUGGAUGCAAACACAGGAAGCUCUGGCUACUUCUCCCGUUGAAGAUGUAAUGUUGGAUAGUGGGAAAGCUCCUGACUCCCCCUCUUCAGCUGAACUUCCACCUGUAGGCCAACCUCAGGACGUUUCACACGAAGCCCCCGACCCCACAGAGUCCGAAACCAACUUAAGGCACUCUAGGAAGGCAUCCAUGUCCUCAGUGAUCAAUGAACCCUCUCAGGGGGUCCGAGUAAACCCACCUGAGUCUCCCUGCCCAGGUUAUUCCAGAUGGGAAUAUGUGGAUGAACCCCUUCCUCCAGAAGUCCCAGGGUUCAUUUGCCCCCAUUGGGACACAGUGUGUGAUUCCUAUGUGAAAAACGUAAAGACAGUAAUGCAGCAGAUCCGCUCGCAAAGCAGUGUUAUUAACCAUCAGCUAUUCAACAUCAGAGAGGACUACAAGCAUUACCUGGGACGUCCUGACUUAAGGCAGGAGUUGGUGUCUCAUUGGCAAAAGGACUUCAACAGCAUACCUGACGAUAUGAGGAAAGACGAGGAUACCAAAGCAGAGCUGCAUCUGAGACUGGAUGAACUGCGUGAACGUCUUUGGGACAUUAGUGACAAGUGUAAGGAGGAGGACGAGCAAGAGAAGGCCGCUCUCAUGGGGGACGGCUGGUUGGAGGAACACACGGUCAUCCUCAUCAACUAUCACUCUAAACUCAUGCAGGUAGAGUCAGACCGUCUCCAGGAUACACUCUGUAUUCUAAGAGUCUACUAUUUGAGCAUGUGCAGAGAGGUGCUGCCUGAGCUACCCUCCAGGUUGGCUUGUAUCCCCCUUCUUGACUUCCCAGAAGUGAAGGAUCAGGACGAGAGUCCCGACUCCAAGGAGAAAAUCCAGGACCAGACAGAACCUGUCAAGCUUCCCCAAGAUAAACUGACCUCUGACUACACGGAGGCACUCAGAGGCAUCAGCAAAUUGGUAUCAGCAGAAGCCCACCAGGGGGAGAUGAAAGGGAAGAAGGGGAAACCACAAGAGAAGGAGAAGGCCCAGCAGGCCUCUGCAGAUGCAAACAAAAACACAAAAGGGAUGAAGCCAUCCACAGAUAAGAAAGGUCCACCAUCCCCCCCCCCUGAACCCAGCCCUGCACCAGCUGAUACUUAUGAAGAUGUCAAACUGAAAAUACAUAAAGAAUAUGCUGCCACACUGGCUCAAGAGGGCCACAUCUCUCCGUGGAAGGCCUCCAAACAGCUGGGGAAAAGCUCUUUUAGACGUAAACUUAAACUGCAGCUGCUGCUGCUGCUGCUGCUGCUGCUGCUGCUGCUGCUUACAUAA